AUGGACAAGAUAGGACUUGCCAGUGACGUCAGGAAAUGCAGCCACUAUAAAUGGGCUGGCACCCCUCAAGCCGCCGCCAGGGCCCUUCCUUCUGAGCUGUCGGGAAGUUUCGCCACCUACUUCCCCAGGGUUCUGAAGCAUGUUCACGAGGGCCUGAGCCUCUCACAGGAGGCUGUGAGCAUCAUGGAUUCGUUCGUCAAGGACAUGUUCGAGCACAUCGCCAAGGAGGCCUCUCGCCUGGCCCGCUCCACCAAGUGCUCCACCAUCACCUCCAGGGAUAUCCAGACAGCCGUGCGUCUGCUGCUGCCCGGGGAGAUUGGCAAGCACGCUGUGUCCGAGGCCACCAAGGCCGUCAUCAUGUUCAACAGACGCAAAUGA
This is a messenger RNA of Odobenus rosmarus divergens (Pacific walrus), 378 nucleotides long. RefSeq names its product histone H2B type W-T-like. Gene Ontology annotation, biological process: nucleosome assembly. Gene Ontology annotation, molecular function: protein heterodimerization activity; structural constituent of chromatin; DNA binding. The transcript is spliced from 3 exons. The coding region runs from base 1 to 378 and encodes 125 amino acids. Gene Ontology annotation, cellular component: nucleosome. NCBI's taxonomy places the organism in Eukaryota, Metazoa, Chordata, Mammalia, Carnivora, Odobenidae. The record is from RefSeq and is a predicted model, not a curated record.